This is a messenger RNA of Cydia pomonella (codling moth), 2010 nucleotides long. It is a transcript of the gene Cox10, whose product is annotated as protoheme IX farnesyltransferase, mitochondrial. The transcript has 8 exons. Lineage: Eukaryota; Metazoa; Arthropoda; Insecta; Lepidoptera; Tortricidae. The record is from RefSeq and is a predicted model, not a curated record. Bases 192 to 1415 code for a protein of 407 amino acids. Gene Ontology annotation, molecular function: protoheme IX farnesyltransferase activity. Gene Ontology annotation, biological process: heme biosynthetic process. Gene Ontology annotation, cellular component: mitochondrial membrane; mitochondrion.
AUUUUGUGACGUUUUUCUUAUCGUGUUGCCCUCGUCCUUCAUGAUUACCUAAAUAACCUCAAAUGUUUAUAAAAUCAAUUUUUCCUGUAACUUUUUUAAAAAUUGAUUACAAGGACUAUAUUAUAUAAAAUCUUAAUUGUCGCAUAAUUCUUUAUAAGAUGUUGACGUGAAGAAUUGUUAAAAAGGGCAACAUGUCUUAUAUAAAGGUGCUACAUUGCACCUACUGCCUUAAGCAUGGAGUGGCCGGAAUGUCUACUAAGUCUGUGCUCAUGAAAAUAGGUAAUGGCACCUUAUCACAGCAGCUGGUUCGAAUAUCAACAUCAACCAGUUGGCACAGUAAACUGCCGCUCACUACACAGAGUCAGACCGCAACUCCAGCGAAGAAGGCUAAGAAUGAGGACACUCGAGUGUGGAAGGAGACACCGGCUCAUGACAGGACCAACAAUGUUGGCCAGUAUUGUAUGAUGCUGUCUAAGUUUAGAUUAACAUCUCUAGUAGUAAUGACAUCAAUGGCGGGCUACGCGCUGGCGCCGGCGCCGUUCUGCCCGACCACGUUCGUGCUGUGCGCCGCGGGCACCGGGCUCGUGUCCGCCGCCGCCAACUCCAUCAAUCAGUUCCACGAAGUACCGUUCGACGCGCAGAUGUCCAGGACCAAGAAUAGAGUGCUAGUCAAGGGGCUGUUAGAGCCAAUACACGCAGUGGGUUUCGCGGCUAUCACAAGCACGACUGGUCUCAGCUUACUCUACUUCGGCGUCAACCCUUUGACGGCUGCGCUGGGCGCCGGAAACCUCAUACUCUACACGUCGGUCUACACGCCGAUGAAGCGGAUGUCCAUACUUAACACUUGGCUGGGAUCUGUGGUGGGCGCGAUCCCGCCGCUGAUGGGCUGGGCGGGCUGCGCGGGCUCGCUGGACGCGGGCGCGCUGCUGCUGGGCGCGGUGCUGUACUCGUGGCAGUUCCCGCACUUCAACGCGCUGUCCUGGAACCUGCGCCCCGACUACUCCCGCGCCGGCUAUAGGAUGAUGGCGGUCACGGACCCUGCAUUAUGCAGAAGAGUGGCCCUCCGACACACCGGCGUGAUCACCGCAACGUGCCUCGCAUCCUCUUACCUCGGCGUCACAAAUACGUGGUUCGCGUUGGAGUCAUUGCCCCUCAACGUCUACUUUAUGUACUUAGCCUAUGAAUUCUACAAAAAAUCCGACAGCGGUAGUUCCAGAAAACUGUUCAGGUUCUCUCUGAUACACCUACCAGCACUGAUGUUACUAAUGUUAGUCAAUAAGAAGUAUUGGAGCGCUGGCGAAGGACAGGACCAGAAGGACACCGUAAAGAAUAUAGAUGUUAAUAAAUUGCCAGGAAUCACGGUUAUACCACGAGGGCCGGUCGUAGCCGCUCAGGAGACGGACUUAGACAAAUAAGAACACGGAUUUUUUUAGUGAGGUUAUUAAUACAUUUGUAGAAGUUAUUAUAAUUGACGUGGAUGUUUUGCACCAGAUUUAAAUCUUUACUUAUCUAAAUUAAAAUAGAUAGGUGAAGAACGUUACGCUAAGUGCGCUCCGAGGACAGAAGACUUAGCGUAACUGCGAUUUACCUUGCCAUCUCGACUUUUUUUGCAGUACAGAAAGAGAUGAGCGACAUUGUUGUUACGUGACGAUAAUUGGCUGUUACUACUAACUCUAUAGAACUAUAUAAAAAUUCUAACUUCUACACUUCAUUGUAGACAUAGUUAACAGUGGACGCUGGUAGAUAUUUUGUUCUUUAUUCUUAGUCCUUGAUGCCAGAUUGUGUUUGAACCGAACUACAAAAUUCCGUGUUCUGAAUAUAUUUAAUCUACAAAGCUGUAGACAAGUAUUUUUACUGUAAAUAAUGUACAAUUAAUUAUGAGAAUUUAGUGCGCUUGUGAUAAGUUAAUAAAUCAGUUAACGAGAUUUGUUAGACUAACUUAUUGUUAUUUAUUUUUCGCGCGUCAUUGACAGAGAAAUAAAACAUGAUGAUAAUAAAAUCUUACAUUUA